UUUGUCUUGUUCAAACUCUCUGACACUAUAAAAGUCACCAAACUUUAAUUUGAGUAAGAGAUAUGAACAAGAAGGGUUUGGCAAUUCUAAUGCGAACCAGAAUGAGACCCACCACCAACAACGACUCAGCUCACCUCGCGCGCUCUCCUCUCGCCAACAUGGUUAAUCAAACGCUGAAUGGAGGAGGCCAAACUAGUAGCGGGACCCAAAAGCUCAAUCCUUCAAGCAACACCAAGAGGGAGUUUGAGCUUGUAAGUGAGUCCAUGCACUCUGCAAUUUCAAUGAGUAAAACUGAAGUCUUAGAUUCUGUGCUGACUGAUUUCUCAGAGGGAUAUUUUAGCCUUUGCUAUGAGAAUCGUCGAAAAUUGCUUGAGCAACUUUCCAAAGAGUAUGAUCUUAACAGGACACAGGUUCGAGAUCUGAUAAAGCAGUAUUUGGGACUUGAGCUUCCUGCAACUGGAAGUGACAAUGCUGCUCACUCGGUUGAAGAGGAGGCGUCUCUUUCUGCAUUCUACCGCAUCGAGAGGAACUUGAGACAUGCUCUCAAGCCGAUGUAUGAAGUGCUAUUUGAGCGGCUUAAUACGCAUCCUGGAGGGUUGAAGUUCUUGUCUAUUCUUCGAGCUGAUAUUUUAUCUAUUCUCGUAGAAGAUAAUCUUGCAUCUUUGCGAGCACUGGAUUCCUACUUAAAGGAGAAACUUAGUACGUGGCUUAGUCCUGCUGCCUUAGAGCUCCACCAGAUCACAUGGGAUGAUUCUGCCUCUUUGCUGGAAAAAAUUGUGGCUUAUGAGGCCGUUCAUCCAAUCAGCAAUCUUAUAGAUCUUAAGAGAAGGUUGGGAGUUGGUCGCCAGUGUUUUGGAUACUUUCAUCCGGCAAUACCUGGUGAACCCCUUAUAUUCAUAGAAGUUGCACUCAUGAAAAAUAUGGCUCAAUCUGUACAAGAAGUCCUAUGGGAUGACCCUCCUAUUCCUGAAUGUGAGGCUACCUGUGCAUUGUUUUACUCCAUAUCAUCAACUCAGCCUGGCUUAUCAGGGAUCAACCUGGGAAAGUUUUUAAUCAAACGUGUGAUAACACUAGUGAGGAAAGACAUGCCCCAUAUUUCUAUAUUUGCGACUCUCAGCCCCAUUCCGGGCUACAUGCAAUGGCUCCUAUCAAAAUUGGCAUCCCAGUCAAAACUUGCUGAAGGUGAAGACAUGCCGAACUCAUCAGCUGAUAGAUCUGGUUCCACAUUUUGGGAAAACAUACUUGAACCAGAAGAGGAAAGAGAGCUUAUGGAUGCUUCUGUGGAAUUCACCACUGGGAAAAACAGCAUGGAAGUGAUGUUCAAUUUACUGGCUUCAGCAAACCAUGAGUGGACAAAGUCUGAUACAUUGCUUUCAGCUCUAAAACCCCCCUUAAUGCGAUUGUGUGCCAGGUACCUUCUGCAAGAGAAAAAGAGAGGCAAAGCUCUGGAUUCUGUUGCUAAUUUUCACUUACAAAAUGGAGCAAUGGUUGAAAGAAUUAAUUGGAUGGCUGAUCGAUCAGAGAAAGGUCUUCUUCAAAGUGGAGGUAUCAUGGUGAACUAUAUUUACAGAUUGGGCAGAAUUGAAGAUUAUUCUCAGUCAUAUUUCAGUACAGGGCAUAUCCACACUUCUAGUGAACUUUGCCAUUAUGUUGAGCCAUUGCAAGAACCUCAAAAUACAACAGGAUAGCCGGGUAGCAAAGUGAUUCAAAGUAUGUUCCACACUUUUUAUUUUGUUGUUUUCUAUAGUGAAAAGUGAUGUAUCUUCAAUCAAUGUAUAUAGUAUGUCAUUAUAAUGUAAUAAUAAUGUCUUGCUUCUUCAACUUUUGUUAUGGAUCUUGCAAGAGUCGUAAUGUAAGAUCAAUACUAGUUAAGUAUUGUAGCAAAUGCCUUAUAUGAUAAG
This is a messenger RNA of Argentina anserina (silverweed cinquefoil), 1901 nucleotides long. RefSeq lists its product as uncharacterized. Gene Ontology annotation, molecular function: malonyl-CoA decarboxylase activity. Gene Ontology annotation, cellular component: peroxisomal matrix; mitochondrial matrix. Lineage: Eukaryota; Viridiplantae; Streptophyta; Magnoliopsida; Rosales; Rosaceae. Gene Ontology annotation, biological process: fatty acid biosynthetic process; acetyl-CoA biosynthetic process; malonyl-CoA catabolic process. Bases 63 to 1688 code for a protein of 541 amino acids. The record is from RefSeq and is a predicted model, not a curated record. The transcript has 16 exons.